Messenger RNA from Alosa sapidissima (American shad), 3363 nucleotides. RefSeq lists its product as uncharacterized. Gene Ontology annotation, biological process: mRNA processing; IRE1-mediated unfolded protein response; intrinsic apoptotic signaling pathway in response to endoplasmic reticulum stress. Gene Ontology annotation, cellular component: IRE1-TRAF2-ASK1 complex. Bases 398 to 3121 code for a protein of 907 amino acids. The record is from RefSeq and is a predicted model, not a curated record. Lineage: Eukaryota; Metazoa; Chordata; Actinopteri; Clupeiformes; Clupeidae. The transcript is spliced from 7 exons. Gene Ontology annotation, molecular function: ATP binding; RNA endonuclease activity; protein serine/threonine kinase activity.
UCUCUCUCCUCACAAAAAACCCACAAAGAUAGGAUGUGUUUGAAUGACUUUUAAGCAUUCUGGGACUUUGUAAUUUAGAUCAAACAGGUGUUUACUCGGGUAAUUGGCUCGCGCUGCAAGUGUGCCACCUGUCCAAACCAAAUUGAAACCCCACGAAGCCUCACUAAGCCAUGGUCACGUGACAUGGGCGUUUUGAACCACACUUCGAAACACUGUUCGAAACACUUGCGUUUCGGAAGCUCGACACUGUUUCGAAACGUCAGCUUCGAGCGUCACAUCCCUACAAUUGAGGCCCCACCCACAUUUUACCUCAUUCUUCCUGGUACAUUUCAAUUCCUCCAGGCACUAUGUCUUCACCGUUUUGAACUUUUCCAAACUUGCCAUAUACAUCGGUGACAUGUUGCCUGUGCAAUUUACAUUUGAACUUGUACAGCAUGGUGAACAACAAAUAGAUGUUGAGAGACAGACACAUCCUAUCAUAAAGUGCAUUUUUGAUAAUAACUUGAAUAAGUUAAACAAGCUGCUCAAGAAAUAUGACAUUAACAUUAAGUAUCCUUGUGCAGAAUGGAAUGAUGAUGUCACCCCUAUCUGCACAGCAGUUGGCUGUGGAAAUGAAGAGCUCUGUACAAAACUUCUCAAAGAGGGGGCCAACCUUAGCAUCCCCUCAACUAGAGGCUUAACACCUUUGAUAUAUGCUCUGCGUUCUAAUGUGUCAAUUAAUAUAUUUAGACAACUAUUAAAUGGAAAAGCUGAUCCUAAUUUUGGAUUACCCACUCCACUAACACAAGCUGCGUGUAACAACAGAAAGGAUGUAGCAAGGGAAUUGCUCAAGCAUGGAGCUAUGCCUGAUUCGAAUUACAUACUAAAUCCAAACACAGAUACAUUUAUAUCUGACUUGUUACAUGAGUUAUCUGCAGGGAAUGAGCAAAUGUCUAAAUAUGCAUACUUUUUUGACAUUAUGUGCGAUUCGUCAAAGAAGCGCCCUGAGGAAAUAUUUCAAUUGUACCACCAGCAUUUUUUAGAUGUACACCCAAGAAUACAAGUUACCCUUUUUGAUAAGGUAUUCACUGCUGUAGGUCCCCAUGCUCCAGUAUACAGACAAUUGGGGCUAAAAUGGCUAAGAGAAUCUCAAAACUUGGACAGAUAUGUAGAGGAGGCAAUUAAAAACUUUUCAAAGCUUCCCGAUACAGGCCAUCAGCAACUCGUUGCAAACAAUUUACGUUCAGCUUUAUGCAUCAUGGAAGAAAUACCACUGAAGUUUUCACGUCCCCUUGUGCCCAUCCUUCUGCAAUGUCUUACAAAUGCUGAAUCUCCUCACCACAUUCUUUUAUUGCUACAUAUCAUCACACGAAAGACCCCCAAACAGAAAGAUGGAUGGGAUGCCCACUUUAUCACAAAGAUGUGCAAAGGCAUAGUCACUUUUACAAAUACAAAGUACCCAGCUGAAACCUGUGCAGAAGCGUAUGGAAUAAUAGCCCAGUUAUAUUCUUAUGGGGGUGCACCUGAGGUCAUCACAUCCCUUGGUGUUACAUCAGUUCCUGAGAGGGUUUUGAAUACUGUGGAUAGCUCUACAAAUGACCAUUUGAAAAAGAAAUUGAGAGAACUGAAUGAAAGCCUGAGAAAGCAAUCUUCAGAUGGGCAAUUGUUAGAUCAGGACAUGUCUUCUCUGGAACCGGGAAAAAGAAAGAAAAAGAAGAAAAAAAAGAAGAACAAACAUAAAAAUGAAGAGGUGGCUCGUUCGAUAACCGAAACUUUAGAUUCUAAGACGCUAGGGAAUUCAGUUGAAGAAUCGUUCUCUGUUGAUGAAAGUUCAAGUGUUAAGCCAUUUCCUUCUGUUACUGAUACUUCCAUUGACACAAUAUCAAUUACCCGACCUUGGCUCAAAAUCAGUGUACGCUGGAGGCUAAAGUUGGAAAAGCUUGCUAAUAUGAGAAUGACCGAGGUGAAGAAAGUCGGAAAUCUCACUUUUUGUGUAAAUUCGGACUAUCUGAUUGCAAAAGGUAGUGAUGGCACUGAGGUAUUUCUGGGCCUCAGAGAUGAUGGCACGGAAGUUGCUAUUAAACGCAUGACCAAGUCAAACUACCGUCUGCUUAAAAAUGAGGAGGCGUUCUUGCGCCUGCCACAGCUUGACAGUCCCAAUAUUGUACGAUAUGUAGACUUUGCUGAUGAUGAUAACUUUGGCUAUCUAGCCCUUCAGCUUUGUGAAUACACCCUGGAAGAAUACAUUCAAGAUCGCUUACCAGAGGAGAGCUUGGAGAAGAAGAUUGUUCUGAAGACAAAAGUGGAGGAAGUCCUUCGUAGUUUAGAAGUCCUCCAUUGUCAUGACACCAAAGUGCUCCACAGGGACAUCAAACCUCAGAAUGUUUUGAUUGACAUUCAAGGAAAAGCAAGGUUGGCUGAUUUUGGCAUCAGCAGAAGACUGAAUGUUGGACAAACAACGUUGGUCACAAAGUCUGCUGCAGGAACCAAAUGCUGGAAGUCCAGAGAAGUUGUUGAUGAGGACAGUGACGCAGGCUUUAAGAGAAGCUCGGAUGUUCAGGUUGCAGGAAUGCUGGUAUACUACAUCCUCUCCUGUGGACACCAUCCUUUUGGGAAAGGGCCUUACUGUGAGAUUAACAUUCUAUAUGGGCAGUACAAUCUGGAUUUGGUGGAAGAUGAGCUGGCUAAAGAUCUCAUUGAGUCGAUGAUCCAGGCUGAACCCGACGUCAGACCGAGAGUGGAAGAAACACUCACUCACCCCUACUUCUGGAACAAUGAGAGGAAGGUGGAGUACUUGAUAAAAGUGGGGAAUCAGCCAGAAGUAGAGAACUUUCGAAAAGCUGACACAAAGCUCCUGGCGGAACUGGAGAAAUGGACAGUGGAUAAAACCUUCUCUGACUGGAAGACCAAAUUCCCCCCUGAGCUGGUCCAAAAGCUGGAGGAGAAGCAGAAGAAAGCUUACCCUGAGAACACUCUGGCUCUGCUGCGUUUCAUACGCAAUCUCCACGAACACCACUCUGUUGAUGCAGACCAGAUUGAGCUGAUGACAUUGUUUCCUGACCUGUUCUCAAGUGUCUACAAGUUUGCCAAAGUUAAAGAUUGGAAAUCAAGACCAAGCCUGAGGAAAUUCUUUAAGGAAUAACUUACUGCAAUUGUCCUUCCAUCUUUUUCUAUCUUCCUGUCAGUAGAGAUGGUUUUGAUUCUAAAUUGUAUAUCUUAAAGUGUAUAUCUUGCAAAUUUAUUUUAACAGAUAUGAACGUCCACACUGACCCACGAUUAGGAAAGUCUCUCAGGAAUAUUGAUGUUCAUGAUUGAUGGGUGUCGUCAAUCCUCUUUAUAGAGCGCUACUUUCUGUCCUUAUUGGGGGCCAAGCAGCGAAGCUGC